Messenger RNA from Spodoptera frugiperda (fall armyworm), 4441 nucleotides. RefSeq names its product excitatory amino acid transporter 3 (gene Eaat1). Gene Ontology annotation, cellular component: plasma membrane. The coding region runs from base 197 to 1642 and encodes 481 amino acids. Gene Ontology annotation, molecular function: glutamate:sodium symporter activity; L-glutamate transmembrane transporter activity; neutral L-amino acid transmembrane transporter activity. NCBI's taxonomy places the organism in Eukaryota, Metazoa, Arthropoda, Insecta, Lepidoptera, Noctuidae. The record is from RefSeq and is a predicted model, not a curated record. The transcript has 9 exons. Gene Ontology annotation, biological process: L-glutamate transmembrane transport.
CACCGGUGGACUCGAGGAUAUCCAGACUGUUUGUCGAGCCAGUGAGGUCCCGACCGCCGACCGCGACGCAUGUCCCGCUCCUACCGCCGACCGCUCGAAAACGACAGUGAUGCGGUGUACAAUCAAAACUAACUAGUGAUUUGUGAUAAUUCAACUGUAUUCAGCUGUUUUUAUUGUGAACGAAACAUCAACCACAAUGCCGCUCCAAAUCCGAAGAAACCGUUGCUCCUCAUUCGUGAGGGAGAACCUCCUGACGCUGCUGACUGUCAUCGGCGUGGUGGCAGGAACCAUCCUGGGAUGUUGUCUCCGAGCCUCAGGGCAGGAGUGGUCCCGGCGUGACGUCAUGUACUUCCAGUACCCUGGAGAACUGUUCUUGAGGAUGCUCAAGUCCCUCAUAGUUCCUCUACUGGUCUCCAGUAUCGUGUCAGCCAUUGGAUCUCUCGAUUUAAGCUUAUCCGGCAAGGUCGGUCUCCGCGCUAUCAUAUACUACAUGACCACGACGAUAUGUGCCGUGAUGCUGGGCAUCGCCCUGGUCACCACCAUCAAGCCGGGCAAGGCAUCCCAGGACUACACCCAGCCGAACGCCACCAAGAUCGUGGUGAAAGACACACUUACUUCCGAUACACUGCUGGAUUUAAUCAGAAACGUGUUCCCUGAGAACCUUGCGCAGGCGACGAUCGCGACCUACCGCACGAGGCUCGUUUACGACAAGAACGAUACUAAUAGUCGACUUGGUGAAUUGGAGACGUAUCAGAUCACGGGCGAGUACCAGAGCGGCAGCAAUGUGUUGGGGCUGGUGUGCUUCAGCAUCGUGCUGGGCAUCACUCUGGGCAAGAUGGGAGACAAGAGCCGGCCGCUACAGGAUUUCUUCCACGCUUUAUCUGAGGCCAUGAUGAUCAUUACCGGAUGGGUUAUUUGGCUAUCGCCCCUUGGUGUGUUCUUCCUGGUGACAGCAAAGAUUAUGGAGAUCGAUUCAUUCAAGGAACUGGUGGGUCGGCUGGGGCUGUACUUCAUGACAGUACUCCUCGGGUUGUUCCUGCACGGCUUCGGGACCCUGAGCAUCCUGUUCAUCCUGGCCACCAAGAAGCUGCCGUGCCGAUACAUUGCGAAGAUGGGACAAGUCAUGGCUACUGCUUUUGGUACUGCUUCUAGCUCAGCGACUAUGCCAAUAACGAUCGGUUGCUGCGACGACAUGGGCCUGGACCCGCGCAUCACCCGGUUCGUGAUCCCCAUCGGCGCCACCAUCAACAUGGACGGUACGGCGCUGUACGAAGCCGUCGCUGCCAUCUUCAUCGCCCAGCUCCGGAAGGUCGAGAUGUCAUUCGGCAAGAUUAUAGCUGUCAGUGUGACGGCUACGGCGGCGAGUAUAGGUGCAGCCGGCAUCCCCCAGGCCGGGCUGGUCACCAUGGUGAUGGUGCUGGACACCGUCAACCUGCCCGCCGAGGACGUCUCCAUCAUCCUCGCCGUCGAUUGGUUGCUCGACCGAUUCCGUACAACGAUCAACGUGGUAUGCGACGCUUUGGGCGCCAUCAUUGUGACGUCACUCUCGCAGGGUGACAUAGAGAAAACCCGCGCAGUCAACAACGAUAGAGAUGGGGCGCCCUCCCACGAACUCACCGAACUAGAGAAGGGGGACCAUUGAACUGAAAAUAACGGAACAUACGUCCACCAUUGAUUUGUGUGGACAGACAAAAAGGAAUAACGUUGAAGGAAAAAUAUAACAGUCUAUUGUCAUCUUGAGUUGUUAAAUUGAUAACGAGUACGUACAAUUUGAGCUUUAAAACUAAAAUCAAAAUUGUUUCAUAUCAACGUAGCUAAAAAUUAAAAAAUCCAGAAAACAUUUUGCUUAAAAAUAAAUAAAAAAGGGCAUAAACAGUGUCAAUGAUUAUUCAAUUUAAACGCGAUAGUUAUUCCAUUAUUAAAACAAAGUUAUUGAACCCGUUAUUUUAAGACAAUAACGUUGCAGCAACCGUUAUUUCGGACAAAAGAAGAUAUCUUUGUAUAAGUAUUGAUGUUUUGGGAUUACAAAGAUUAUAGUAAUUAUAUCAGUGUAUAUUGUGAAUCUUUAUUAUUUAGGAGAACUCUUUACAAUUAAUAACUGUAUUAUUAAAAUAUAUCGUGUUUUCAAACAGAAAAUGAGACUCUCUAUCUAUCGUAUUACUCGUAUCGAUGUUUGUCGAAAGAUACGUAUUGAAAUACACAUUAUCAGUAUUUAGUAUUAUAAAACAUUGAAGUAAAUGUUAGAAGGAGCUUACAAUGUGUCGGUGUGUUCUAUAUGUGCCAUUUUAAGUAGCUUUAAAGUAGCUGUCGUUAUGAUGUUUAGAAUUUUCGACUCUAUACAUGUUGUAAUACUGUUCAAAUCAGAAUGUUCAAGUAGUGAAUCAUUGUGUCGCCUAUUUAUUACAGUCUUCUAGAAAUUAUUAAGAUCUUUACUAUGAUGUAGAAGUACUAUCAGCUAUUUUGCUACUACAACAUAUUUCCUGUCCUUUUCUGAAGCUUUUUGCUAACAAAAUUCAACUUUAAAUAUAUGACAGAUAAGGUCGAUUUAUCGAUUGGACAAAAAUUCUUUGGAUAUUUAAAGGAAUGUGUAGCUGAAUCCUUUCAUCUAUUUUUGUAUGAAUGUACAUUAGAAUCGAUUGUGUAUGUUUAUUCUAGUAAUGUGUUUGUAUUGUAAGUAGGUGAUAUUAAUGUUUAAAAGUUGAUUUUACCAACAACUAUGAUGAUUUUUAUAGUUAAUAUUGUAUGUCCGAAUUUUCCCAACCCAUAUUCCCCAACAAUCCUUAAUUUCUUAAUGCCCAAAAGGCCGGUAACGCACUUGUAAUGCCUCUGGUAUUUCGGGUGUUUAUGAGCGGCGGCGAUUGCUUACCAUCAGGUGAUCCGUCUGCUCGUAUACCGACUUAUUACACAAAAAAAAUGUCCACCUCGUUAGUACUUUUCGACAAGUAUUUUCACUGCGAAAUAGUACUUCAAUAUCGCUUCAUUGCAUUGGUAAUAGUAACAUCUGAUAAAUAAAACAUUGAGCUGUUGGUAAAAUCAAUUGUUAUUAACUUUCAUGAGAUAAUGUCGUGUUUAUAUAAAAGGUGUACGAUUUUAAGCGUGUUUUCAUUUCGAGAGUUUUGACAAAGAACAACUUAUGUAAGUUAUAAAACUUAAUCGAUUAAAAUGAUAAAUGUUUUUCGAAAAUACUUCUACUACACCAUCUUAAAGUAUUUGUGAGGAUAACCCGAAAUGGGAACCGCUUAAAACCGUUUCCCAAAUAUCUAUAAACAACGAUAUCUUGUAGGUUAUAAUAAAUAAGAAACUUUAAUUCGAAUUAUUUCGAAACUGUAACGUUUAAAGACAGCCUGCAUUCCACUCGUUUCAAAUGAAUACAUGACACUUAGUGUUUAGCUUCUAUUUAUUUACAUUUGUUAUUAAUUGUUUUAUCGUUGCAAACGAUAUAAAAUACCAUUAAUUAGUGGUUCGUCUUUGUAUGUAUUGAUUUAUGCUGUUUCACCGUUUUCUGAUUUAUAAUUCCUGUUAGGUAAUGUAAUAGGUAUUGUCAUAUUUGAAGUAAAUCUGGAUUACUCAGUGACGACCUGCUUUAGUAUUUAUUAUCUAUUUUAUUUUGUAUAGAAAUCAAAAUCUCCUUAAUCGCCGUACUCAGAGUCGUUUAAUGGUUACUUAACUCAGUCCUUAAGAAUUAUUUUCGACACAAAAUUGUUACUAAGGAAUAAUUUAAGUAAUCAUCAAAUGUCUCUGAGUGCGGCAGUAAGACUUUGAAAUUAAAACCAAUCCAAAAUGGCUGCUAAAUAAAAAUAGAUAUAUAUGUAUGUAUGUAUGUAUGUAUGUGUGCUAAAAUACUUUUUAGUUGAAAUCGGUGAAACAGACUAGUACUAUAUGAGUUACUAAGUGAUUCUCUAAAGCAAUUUAAUUUAAUAUUGAACUAGUUAUUCGAAUUAGUUACGUCAUAAUUAUAUUAUGUAUGUUAAAGUUAUUUAUUAUAUCGACCACUGCAGAGGGAAAGUCAUUCAAUUGUGGCCAAAUAUUAGCUCUAAGUUAUAAUUACUAUCGUAAGAUAUUUUACCGAUUAAAUUAUAAUAUUUAACCACAUUUAUGUACGUAGAAGUAAUGUUCAUAAUAGUCUCUAGUCCGCACUUUAUCAUUAGUCCGUUAUAACUGAAUAUUAGAAAAAAAUAACGUUAUUAUCGUGGGACGGUGAGAAGCUUAUCUAAAAAAAAAUCACUCUGUUAUAUCGGUAUAAUUUAAACUUGAGAAAAAUAACUUCUUUUGUUAAAGUUAUCGUUAUCGUUAUGAGUAUAUAAUGUCGCACUAAGUCUUGUAUUAUUAAAAGUCAUACCAAAUAUUAUAAUGUAAGUACAAAUUAUUUAUUGAUGUCGGCUCAUGAUUCCCUGUUUUUAUUUAAUAUGGAUGUUAUUUUAAAUAAAUAUUUGUGUGAAAA